Molecule: messenger RNA, 1858 nt
Organism: Microplitis mediator
Lineage: Eukaryota; Metazoa; Arthropoda; Insecta; Hymenoptera; Braconidae
Exons: 3
Coding region: 392-1450 (352 amino acids)
Source: RefSeq, a predicted model, not a curated record
UAGAAAGGUUUCAAGAGAACUUCGGAGUUCUGAAAAAAUUAAUAAGUCGCGUUCAGUCAAAAGAAAGAAUGUUUUUAAUCCGAAAACAGCCGAACGUGAUGAAAGUAUUCAGAGUACAUCUUCUAAAAAAUUAAAACAAAACACUGAAGAUGAUGUACCUGAAGACAGCAGUACUGAAUUUCGAAUAAUAAAUUUUAUUCAGGUAUUCACUGCAAUUUCUGCUCUUAUAAAAUGUAAAAAAUGUGAUGGAAAUGUAGUGUUUCAAACAGCAAGUACACGUGGGCUGGGAUUCAAAAUUGUAGUUGCAUGUAAUAACUGUGGAAAUGAAUAUAUUCCUUCCUGUUCUUUCGUUGGGCAUUCUUAUGAAAUAAACAGACGUUUCAUUUUUGUAAUGAGAAUACUAGGAAUAGGAUACGAAGGAUUGUGCAAGUUUUGCGGCCUGAUGGACAUGCCGUCUUUUUUAGAUAAAUCUACGCAUACAAUUUUACUGAAACAGAUUUUGAAUUGUAGUAAAGCCGUCGCAGAAACCUUCAUGACGAAAGCUGUGAAUGAAGAAAAGCAAGCAAUGCCAACAACUGAAAAUGAAGAUAUAAAUCAUCUAACUGUAUCGGGAGAUGGAACCUGGCAAAAACGGGGAUAUACAUCGUCAUUUGGAGUUUCUUCUAUAAUUGGCUAUUUUACUGGAAAGAUUCUUGACAUAAACAUUAAAAGUGCAUAUUGUAAGCUAUGUGAGUAUUGGAAAAAAAAAACAAAUACUGUUGAGUUCGAGGAAUGGUAUCAAUCGCAUGAAGAUGUGUGUUCUGCUAAUCAUCAAGGGUCUUCUGGGAAAAUGGAGGUGGAUGCGAUGGUCGAAAUGUUUUCGUAUUCUGAAACUAAAUAUGGAGUUAAGUAUGCCAACUAUAGUGGUGAUGGUGACUCCAAGACCUAUUCAGGAAUUAUAAAAUCAGAUCCUUACGAAAAUACAACUGUAAAUAAAAAGGAAUGUAUAGGGCAUGUCCAAAAGCGGAUGGGGAGUCGAUUACGUACGCUGAAGAGUAAACAAAAAGGUCUUGGUGGUCGAGGUAAGCUCACAGGAAAAUUAAUAGACAAACUAACUGUGUACUAUGGUUUAGCAAUACGCCGGCAUUGUGAUUCUAUUGAAAAUAUGAAAUCUGCUAUAAUGGCAACCUUUUAUCACUACGGCUCGAGUGAUGAAAAACCGAAUCAUGAUAUGUGUCCAAAAGGCGAAGAAUCUUGGUGCUCUUACCAGCGCGCUGAAGCAAGAGGAGAGCUUGAUACCUUUUCUCACGAUUAUUCUCCUUUACCUUCUGAUGUUUUAAAAGCUAUCAAGCCUAUAUACGAAGAUCUUAGUAAUGAAAAUUUACUUUCAAGAUGUGUAGGUGGAUUCAAUCAGAAUAAUAAUGAAAGCUUUAACCAACUAGUAUGGAAAAUAUGCCCAAAAACGUCUUGAUGAAUACACUAGGACUUAAUUGUGGGCCUAAUUCUCAUCGGUAUGCAGAAAGAAUGGAUGCUGCACGUAUCAAAGUAGCAGAUAAGCGCGCUAAUGAUAACACCCGAGAAGGUCGAUUGCAACGUAGGCACCAGCAAAUCGAUAUUUUGGAAGCUGCUAUGUCGGCUGAAGAGCUAUUAUAUGGUCCAGGAAUAGAUGACUCAGUAUGAAUCUCCAAGGACUUAUGAUGAUCACCGCAAAGGACUUCGGGAGGAACGGGCUCUACAAAAACAGCGAUAACUUUUUGAAUUAUUAAUUUUUUUUUUUGAAAUUUUCGUGAAGUCAAAUCGAAACGUGUUCUAAUAAAGCUAUGUUUUUAUUUUUGUCAAAUAAAGUAAUUAACUACAAAAAAAAAAUUAUUGAAAAUCA